Molecule: messenger RNA, 1712 nt
Organism: Phycodurus eques (leafy seadragon)
Lineage: Eukaryota; Metazoa; Chordata; Actinopteri; Syngnathiformes; Syngnathidae
Product: ER lumen protein-retaining receptor 2
Exons: 5
Coding region: 168-806 (212 amino acids)
Biological process (GO): endoplasmic reticulum to Golgi vesicle-mediated transport; protein retention in ER lumen
Cellular component (GO): membrane; endoplasmic reticulum; cis-Golgi network
Molecular function (GO): ER lumen protein retrieval receptor activity
Source: RefSeq, a predicted model, not a curated record
CCUGCACACUCGCCAUAUUUUCAAGCCGGAGAGGACCGCGCCGCUCCGUUUGCUUGUUAAGUGAAAACAGCAAUUCGGUACCGCUGGAGGACAUACAAGGAGAAAGUUGACUUUUUAACGGAGGAAGUCGAUCUAAGUUGGCGUUCGGACUGUGAACUUUGGGCGCCAUGAACGUCUUCCGCCUGACCGGAGACCUUUCCCACUUGGCAGCCAUCAUCAUCCUGCUGCUGAAGAUAUGGAAAAGCAGGUCGUGUGCAGGCAUCUCUGGAAAGAGUCAAAUCCUCUUUGCGAUGGUGUUCACCACACGCUACUUGGACCUGCUCACCUCCUUCAUCUCGCUCUACAACACGUGCAUGAAAGUGAUCUACAUCGGCUGCGCGUACGCCACCGUCUACCUGAUCUACGUCAAGUUCCGGGCCACCUACGACGGAAAUCACGACAGCUUCAGGGUGGAGUUCCUGGUGGUACCUGUCGGGGGUCUGGCUGUGCUCAUCAACCAUGACUUUUCCCCGCUUGAGAUCCUGUGGACGUUCUCCAUCUACCUGGAGUCGGUGGCCAUCCUCCCGCAGCUCUUCAUGAUCAGCAAGACGGGCGAGGCGGAGACCAUCACCACCCACUACCUGUUCUGCCUGGGCCUGUACCGAACCCUCUACCUUUUCAACUGGAUCUGGCGCUUCUACUUCGAGGGCUUCUUCGACAUGAUCGCCAUCGUCGCCGGCGUGGUCCAGACGGUCCUCUACUGCGACUUCUUCUAUCUUUAUGUCACCAAAGUUUUGAAAGGCAAGAAGCUGAGCCUGCCGGCGUAAGGCCGCCCGACGCGGAGUCUCAGGCGGGCGCCCGAGACAACAAAUCCGGAAUGUCGUCGCCAACAUUAACGGGGGGGGAAAAAAAACACUCGCGAGUCUUGUUGACGGAUGAGCGCCGACGGAUGGCACACGGCGGCGCACGCCAAGCGACAACCAAGCUGAACAAACGUCAUUCCGAGGUCAACCGUCACAUUUCCGUGGUCAGCGUUCUUGCCUUAAACCUUUUUUCUUCUUCAGAGGUGCAUACACUUUUAUUAUUUUCCCAUGUUCUUUUGUUGUUUUUUUCUUUUUUUCCUCCUUUUUUUUCUUACAAAGUCACAAGUUGGGCGACUCUCGGUAAGGAAAUGGACAAAUGUACAGUCUUAUUAAAAAAACAAACAAAAAAAAACAACAAAAAAAAAGGCGUAUCUGCGUGCCUCAUAACAACCAUGUCCGAUUCCUCAUAUUAUUUUCUUUUUUAAUUUUCUCAUUUUUUUGUAGGCAUAUUAUUUCAUGCAUGUAUAUAUCCUUUCUGGGAACUAUUUUAAAGGCCAACAAACACAUUUUCCAAUUUAUAAAACAAAAUAUCUUUUAAUAAUGGCAGCGCUAACAGAUGUCUAAAUAGUUCAAUACCAGCAAUCAUUUUUUUUUUUUUUUUUUUUUUUUUUUUUUUUAGUUGUCACUACUUUCUUGUACGGAUGACGAUGGAUGAAGAUGAAACUAAUUUGUUUUAAGCCAUCAAUUGUCCAAUUUUGCCAUUUUUGUCAUUUGUCACUUUACUGAACACUCGAGUACAAGUGACGUUUAAUGUCCAACAAAGAUCCAAGUUGGUUACUCCUCGAGGGAUAUUAAGCUUUUGUUUGUUUAUUUCCUUUUUUUUCUCUCUGCAUGAUAUCGCCUCCAUUAAAGAUUUUAUGAGAAUCGCCA